This is a messenger RNA of Metarhizium album ARSEF 1941, 1518 nucleotides long. Its product is annotated as F-box domain, Skp2-like protein. The coding region runs from base 1 to 1518 and encodes 505 amino acids. Gene Ontology annotation, molecular function: protein binding; cis-regulatory region sequence-specific DNA binding. The record is from RefSeq and is a predicted model, not a curated record. Lineage: Eukaryota; Fungi; Ascomycota; Sordariomycetes; Hypocreales; Clavicipitaceae. Gene Ontology annotation, cellular component: nucleus. The transcript is spliced from 2 exons.
AUGCCGUCCGCAGCCUUGCACCACCAAGCCAACGGCAUCAUCCAUCGAUCGCAUGAACCCGAAGCUGCUGAGUCGAAAGGCUUUAAUGACGCUAGUACUGUCACGCAGGCUGACGCUAUUCCUACCCAUCCGCUUGGAGUAAAGCCACUAGGCAACCGCUAUCUGUCCAAUGGAUCAAAUGCAAAGGCAAACUGUGGCACAUGGGGUUUCUUGCCCGAUGAGAUACUCAUGUUAGUCCUGGAACAAUUGGAUGCAAAAUCGUUGCUGAGUCUCGGUUCAACCUGCAAGUUCUUGUUUGCCUUUUGCCACGCGGAUGAGCUUUGGAAGGCCCUAUUUUUGAAGUUAUCAGCAGAGGCAAGUCGUUCCCUUGACUGGCUUGGCUCAUGGAGGUCGACCUUGUUGGCCUUGCCUCGCGGCUGGGAAGCCGCAGUAGACUGCGGAAAUGUCUUUUCCGAUGUCUUGCACAGGCCAUUCGCCUGUAGCAACAUCGUCUUGUCGAACUUUGUGGAAAACAUACCCAAGGCGAACCAGAUUUGCCGAAGGGACAAUUUGACAUAUGAACAGUAUGCAGACCGGUGGACUGAGCAGCCUUUUAUCCUCACCAAAUGCGUUCAGGACUGGCCAGUGUGUUCCAAGUGGACCAUAGAGGAGCUGCUCAAGGCAUACUCCAGCGUUGAAUUCCGGGCAGAAGCAGUCGACUGGACCCUGGAGCGAUACUGCAACUAUAUGAAGGGCCACAAGGAUGAGAGUCCGUUGUAUCUUUUCGACCGCAGGUUCGCAGAAAAAAUGGGCAUCACUGUCGGCCACCAACAUGGCACGGCUUACUGGAAGCCAGACUGUUUCGGCCCUGACCUGUUCGAAGUUCUCGGGGACGAACGCCCGGCGCACCGAUGGCUCAUCAUUGGACCAGAGCGAAGUGGCUCGACGUUCCACAAGGACCCCAAUGGCACGAGUGCUUGGAAUGCCGUCAUCCAAGGAUCCAAGUACUGGAUCAUGUUUCCCCCGACAGCUCGGCCCCCCGGUGUGUACGUGUCGGAGGACAGCAGCGAGGUCACAAGCCCUCUCAGCAUUGCCGAAUGGCUUCUGACCUUUCACGAAGAAGCCAGACGGCUGCCUGGAUGCGUGGAGGCAAUAUGUGGCCCAGGGGAGAUUGUGCACGUUCCGGGCGGCUGGUGGCACCUAGUUGUCAACCUCGAAAGCGGCAUUGCCUUGACGCAAAACUUUGUUCCUCAGUCCCCCAGCCUUAAUCUCCUGUCCGAAGUAUUGUUAUUCAUGCGUGACAAGGCCGAUCAAGUUUCAGGGUUCGACGGCAAUGUGGAAAAGCCGUUUGAGUUGUUCACGGAAAGAUUGGGACAGCAAUAUCCAGAUAUUCUGGACAAGGCCCUUGAGCUAGCAGACCAGAAGAGCGGGAAAAAGCGCAAGUGGGAUGCCGCCAUUGGCAAGGAGACGGAAGAGGGUAGAUCGGGAAGAGGCUUCAGUUUUGGGUUCGGAGGUGAUGACGAUGACGAGAUUCCGUAA